AUGGCAGUGCAGCGACACUGCUCGCCGAUACUACCGAGAGUUCACGUGGAACGCCGGCGUCACCCCCGAAGCAAACAGAAGCAACUCCUCGUGACCAUUAGACUGCGCAAAGAAGCCGAAGAUUGCAUCUAUGUUUGCACGAAGCCUCAUUCAAGACUGAGUCGUUCGCCGGAGCCACCGGAGCGAUUGAUCGUCACCCUGCGUUAUCCGCCUCCUAAGCUCCGCCCCAAGAUCAUCCCAAUACCUCCAUCGCGCCGGCGUGUCGCGUUGGAAAGUGACUCGGAGAGCGACUGGGACAGCGACUUGGACACCGAUUUUGAAAGCGAUUUGGAAACUGUUUUACCCAGCGAAAGCGAUGCCGAUGACAAGAAAGCACUAUUUUAUUCUCCGACGCCUAGUUCUGCACAGAGUCUAGACCCGCAACCUGAAAAGCCAUCGCGUUGUUUAGAGGAAGUUUUGAACACUUGGACACCAGUUAUACUAUCUAUUACAAAACACGUCAUUGUUUACAGCGGUGGUGGCGUCUAUAACAUUCAGCUCUAUGCAAUCAUCGACGCACCGCCAAUAGUCGACUACCAUCCGUCAAAGUCAGGCUGGAAGACGGAGUUUGAACUUAGUUGGUUGGCCCUAGAUGCAGUGCGGAACUACUGGGCCCGAUUUCCAGGCGGUCGUGACGGAGCCAUCGACGCCGCCAGCCCAGGUCUAUCUCGGCUGUGCAGGAAGGUUUUAGUCGUACUCGGACAUCGGAAGAAGCGCUAUUUUCGACUCGAACUAAAAGUUAUCUUUCAAGGCGCAAAGCCGGAGCCUGUGUGGGCUGAUGAUCUGGUAGUAGGGAUGGAGCUGGACUGGAAGAUAUUGAACGAUUAUUGGAAGGCUGUGGGCGUUACGGUGCCCCCGCGAACUGAGGACCUUCACGAUGUGGCGGAAGAGACGACCCUGAGAAUAGACAUGCCGCCUGCCUGGAUGAUGAGGUCAAUGGAGGAAGGCGGCUAG
Messenger RNA from Colletotrichum gloeosporioides, 993 nucleotides. RefSeq lists its product as uncharacterized. The transcript is spliced from 2 exons. The record is from RefSeq and is a predicted model, not a curated record. Bases 1 to 993 code for a protein of 330 amino acids. Lineage: Eukaryota; Fungi; Ascomycota; Sordariomycetes; Glomerellales; Glomerellaceae.